AUGCGCAAAACUAGUAAUAUUCAACACAGUUUUCGCCGUUCUGUCUCGUUUACCACUUUCGCGACCCCCAACACCGUCAACAUGGACAUUCAAACCUUGUUGAACAACCUUCAUGAAGAGUUAUCAUGUUCUGUGUGUAUGAGCAAAUACACCGAUCCAAAACAGUUGCCGUGUUUGCAUAGUUUUUGCCUUCAUUGUCUGAAUGGGAUUCAACGAACGAGUGGCAGACGAGAUAAAAUUGCGUGCCCGGAGUGCAGACAGGAAUUCAAUGUCCCUGAUAACGGAAACCUAGCAGCUUUGCCAACAAACUUUCGUAUUAACAGCUUGCUUGAUGUAUUAGCUAUAAAGGAGUGCAACACAACCGGAGUUAAGUGUGGAAAUUGCGACGAAAGAACGAAACAGAGCCAUUAUUGUUUCCAAUGUUACGCUUUCUGGUGCGAAGAGUGCAUUGGUCUCCACAAUAGGAUGAAAGCCAAUAAAGAUCACUAUGCCUUGGCAUUAGAAGACUUUCAGGAUCAAGACUUUGAGAACAUUUUAAAGAGGCCAGAAUUUUGUGCAAUGACAGGCCACGAAAAGAAAGAAAUAGAGUUCUUUUGCAAGAUUUGUGAAGUAGCAAUUUGUAACGCGUGUGCGUUGACCGAUCAUGAUGGGCACGGAAAGAUUCUUCUCGAACUGGCUGCAAAUGAACGGAAAUUAAAAGUUGUGUCUGCGAUUGAAUCUCAGAGAAAAAGAGCUGAAACAAAGAGAAGCAAAAUCACCAAACUUGAUGAAUGCCAUAGCGAAGUUCAAGAACAAGCCGCUCGUGUGAAGAGAAACGUAAAAAAGUAUGCUGACAGCAUCAUUGCAACCAUUGAAGCAAAGAAACAGGAGAUCUUUGAUGAUGUGGAACGAAGGACAAAAGCAUCUCUUCAAAAAAUUGAAAAGCAAAAAGAGGAGAUUAAAGAACAGGCAAGACGACAUGAAUCAGAAAUAAUAGAUACUGAAACACUUUUAAAGCGAAGCACAAGCGCUCAACUCAUGCAGCCGAACGAGCAGAUGGACAAAAUAUUAAAGGAAGAAAAGAACCAAGAAGACAGAAGUGAUCGUGAUGACUGUCCAUUUCAGAAAUUUAAUUUUGUGGAGAAUCACAAGUUAUUUGAUCUCGUAAGCGCUGAACAAAUUGGUUCCCUUGAAACAAGAGCGCAACAAUUAAGUGCUGAUGGAAAAGGAAUCAGUGAGGCAAUUGUUGGACUUGAAGCACAGCUUGUCGUGACAACAAGAAACAAGAAAUGUCAAAUGUCUUACGAUAAUAAUGACUGUGUCACACUAGAAAUCAGUAAUCGGCAAGGCGACAACUGCGCAGCUGAAGUGCAAGUCCAAGAUAACAAAGAUGGUACUUACAAGAUCAAAUACUUUGCCAGAGAAACAGGAACAUGCAGUGCAUCAGUGAAGGUUAAUGAAGAACAUAUCCGUGGCAACCCUUUUGAGGUUCAAGUCAAACCCAGACAGUUCAGAUCUGUGUUAUCUUUUGGAGAACAAAUAUUGAAGAAGCCUUGGGGGGUAGCAGUAAAUGAACAAAAUGAAAUUGCAGUGAGUGACAUUGGUAAUCAUAAGAUUCACUUAUUCAAGAGUGAUGGAACUCAUAUUAAAUCUUUUGGUGAACAUGGUGCUCAGCAUGGUGAGUUUGCAGGCCCGGCCAGGGGGGGUAGUGGGAUACCAAUAUACCCGCUAUUUUGCCCCCAAGAUACCAAUAUACCUCAAAAUCGUAAAAUGUGUGAUACUAAAUACCUAAAAUUAUUUGGAAACGGAAUACUAAAUACCUGAAAAUGAACAGAGUUUAAAAGUGUUGACGGGCCUGCACGACUCCUGCAGUUCGCAAAUAGAUUUUUCUUAACACCUUUAUAUUUUAGCUCUUACUUGAGUGUCUUUUAGGGAUUUUCCUUUGUGAUAUGAAAUGAGGGGAGGCUCCUUAAAGAUGUUUCUCAGGUAUGGUUGGUUCUGUAUAAGGUGCCAUUUCCCCAUCAGUAUGUUCUUGAGGUUGGGCAACGCAGGGUGGUAUUGCAGGGCAUGAAAGGGUAGUAUUUUCUUACGUGCAUUUUUGUUUCUCUGUUCUAGUGCUUUCUUUCUGUUUGCGAAAAUGACCUCUGAGAGAUGUUUUUCUACAGUUGUAGCUGGGUAAUCUCUAUUCUUUAGGCGUGUUGAAAAAUUCCUCAUGUUCUCUUCAAAAGUGAUUUCAGAGGAAUUUGUUCUUAGAAGCCUUAAAGCUUCUCCUUUGAUGAAGCCUUUUGUGACGCCUGGUGGGUGACACGAAUAGAAAUUCGUGUAUUGGAAUUUCUCUGUACGCUUGAAGUGUGUUCGCACGUUAAGGAUAGAAUCCUUGUUGAAUCUGACACCUUUGUACACUUUCGUGUCCAAAAAUGUAGUUUCUGUUUCUGAUAUUUCUGUUGUGAAUUUGAUUGUAGGAUGGAAGUUGUUUGCCUUUAGAAGGAAUUCUUCUAUUUCGUUUCUACUUGUGUCCCAUACUGAUUUGACGUCAUCGAUAAACCUUUUCCAGAAGAUGGGCUUAAUGCUGCUCUGUCUGAGUAUUUCUUUUUCUAUUUUGGCCAUGAAGAUGUUAGCAAAGGCUACGGCCAUUUUCGUGCCCAUGGCUGUUCCAUGGGUUUGAAGAUAAUCUUUCUAGAUCAGUCGUUAAAUUGGAACGAGUUUUCUAGUACUCAUCAGACUAAGCAUUUCACUUAAAAACCUGGUAGGGACUGGAGGGUUUCCUUGAUGAAAUUCUUCGUAUGCAUAGCAUACAGUGGUAAUACCCUCUCGUUGUGGUAUGUUUGUGUAUAGGCUUGUGACGUCCAUUGAAACAAGUAUUGCACUUUUAGGCAGUUUAAUCCUCUCGAUGAAGUAAAUAAAGUCUGUCGUAUCUUUAAGAUACGAAGCUUGGAGUUGUGCUAUUGGCUGAAUAAGGUGGUCAACAAAUGAUGAAAUCUGCUCUUUAGGUCCGGAACACCCUGAGAUAAUAGGUCUUCCGACAGGUGUCGGUUUGUGGAUUCUAGUAAGCGUGUAAAACACUGGGAAUCGAGGAGGAUCAGGCGUAAGGGAGAGCCAUUUAGCCGCCGUAUUUUAUGUGGCCUUCUGAGAGCAUUGUUUUAAUAAGUUGUUGAGCUUUUUUGGUUGUAGUUUCAACCAUUGGUUUGUCUAGAGGUCGGUAGUUAUUUAAAUCAUUAAGUAGAACCUGACCUUGGUUUAGUUUGUCUUGUCUGCUCAUCAAUACGGUAGUGUUACCUUUAUCAGAUUUCUUAAGAAUAAUGCUUUUGUUGCGCGAUAACUCCGGCUUUGAGAGCUUGGUGCUCUCUCGUAGAUAUAUGAUCUUUUGGCUUGUCAAAUUGGAUACUUGCGAACUCUAAUUUUACUUCCUCUAGGAAGGUCUCCAGAGCUACAGAUGGCUGGACUGGUGGUUCCCAGUCUGACUUAAUGUGGAAACGAUGAGGUUCGUUUUGCGAUUCGGGAGGUGGUGGGGGUGUGGCACUGGGAUAGGUAGCCAAACAGUAACAAUUUCAAGCAUCCGCUCGAUUUUUAGUGAGCAUUAGAGCGGUAAUAUAGCUGAGAAAUGAAUUAUACAUUACUCAGUGAUUUCUGUACCAUAUACCGAAUACCUAAAAUUCAGGAAAAACUGAAUACUUUAUACCCGAAUUUUGACCAAAAAAUACCAUAUACCUGAAUUAAAAUGGCCCGGGAUACCGUAUACCCAAAACCCCUGGCCGGGCCUGAGUUUGACUGGCCUUGUGGAAUAGUUUUUCACGGUGCUAAUAUUAUUGUGGCAGAACAAAAUAAAAACAGUAGGGUCCAAGAACUGAGCAGACAGGGGGGAUACCUUCGCCACUUUGGGGGAAAAGGAAGUCUUGAUCAACAGCUUGACCAUCCUACUGGUUUAUCUAUUGACAGUGAUGGCAAUAUCAUUGUAGCUGAUAAGAAUAACAAAUUAAUUAAGAUCUUUUCCGCUGAUGGACAGUUUUUACAUAAACUCGGCACAGAGGGCUCUUUCACUAAACCCUUUCACUGUAUCCAACAUAACAACUAUCUAAUAGUAUCAGACUGUGGUGAUCAUUCUGUAAAGUUAUUUGACAGAAAGGGUAACUUCCUUUACAAAUUUGGGAAGAAGGGAAAUUUAGACGGGGAGUUUACGGUACCUGUCGGCUUGUCCAUGAACAAGGCAGGACACCUGAUGGUUUGUGAUCAACAAAAUCACAGGAUUCAGGUGUUUGAUUUGAGUGGGAAGUUUAUCACUAAAUUUGGGACAAAAGGAAGCGGGAUACGAGAGUUUAAUGCACCGAACUCUGCAGCAGUUCUUAGUGAUGGUAAAAUAGUUGUGGCUGACAUCCUAAACAGUCGUAUUCAGAUUUUUGAAUGA
This is a messenger RNA of Porites lobata, 4381 nucleotides long. NCBI's taxonomy places the organism in Eukaryota, Metazoa, Cnidaria, Anthozoa, Scleractinia, Poritidae. The record is from the annotation of a GenBank genome assembly.